Drosophila ficusphila is the source of this 710-nucleotide messenger RNA. RefSeq lists its product as uncharacterized. Lineage: Eukaryota; Metazoa; Arthropoda; Insecta; Diptera; Drosophilidae. The record is from RefSeq and is a predicted model, not a curated record. Bases 88 to 708 code for a protein of 206 amino acids. The transcript is spliced from 4 exons.
GUGGGUCUACUUAGUACUCUCAACUGGUCACACCUUUUCUGGCGUGGCUAAUGUUUUUGUUUUUAAAUUGAAAUUUCUUAAAAAACAAUGUCGGCAGAAGAGACCGAAGCUGCCUUUAAACGUCACGAGGGGAUUGGUGCCCAGGUGAAGCAGGCCUACGAUGAAGCGAUUGGUCAAAUUUUUUCUGACUUGAGUCCUUCUGACCUGGAUGCAUGGGCAACUAUUUUCGAGGAACAUGAGGACUCUUCUUUGGAUACCGAGUCCUUAAUUAAUAACACUAGCAGCCGUAUGACAAAAGUCGUGCACGAAAUGAAUAAAUGUUUCUUCGCAAGCAAUGAUGUGGAAAACAAACUGAUUACAUUAGAGAUGCUAAAGGAACAUUUUGCUGCCUACGAAGGAAAGAAUUGGAAAUUCAACAACAUCUCCCCCGAAGAACUAACCAGGCCGCUGCGCAUGCGAAAUCUGGAUUUUAGCCUGUAUUUUAUGCAGCGUCAACUUGAAGCUCAGGCAAAGGAGCUUGAGAUUGGUAUGUUCAAAAGCAUUGCAAAUCGUGAACGCCUGCAAAAUGUGCAAAAUGAGCGAGUUAAACUGACCGCCAAAAUAGAACUGCAUUUAUGCCAGUACAAGGACUUGAAGCCCCAGUUGAUCGAGCUGGACCAGGCAAUAAACAAUUCGUAUUUGGCAAAGGAAAAUACAUUUAAUAAUUAACA